Molecule: messenger RNA, 1617 nt
Organism: Kwoniella mangroviensis CBS 8507
Lineage: Eukaryota; Fungi; Basidiomycota; Tremellomycetes; Tremellales; Cryptococcaceae
Exons: 4
Coding region: 1-1617 (538 amino acids)
Cellular component (GO): cytoplasm
Source: RefSeq, a predicted model, not a curated record
AUGUCAUCAUCAUCCUCGCCAACGGAGGGACAGGGCAAUUCUACCUCGCCCGUCAGAACAACCAUCGACACCACAGACCCAACACCCCGACCACCUUCUCCAGCAGAGACGAUCCAUGCGGCCGAACCUUCAUCUACCACCCCAACUGCCGAUGUAGCUCCUACACGUACCGUUCAACAGGCCUUGCAGCAGAGUAUCAACCGAAAUAGCUUCGAGGAGGAAGUCGGUCAGGUGAUGGGUACUCUGAACAGUUGGUGGGGAGGUGUGAAGAAGCAGUCUGCAUCAGCAUUAACCACCCUAAAAGCGGAUCUAGACAAGACCGUAUCCCAAGCGCAGGCAGACUUAGAAUACCUUCGAACGGCAAAUAUCGAAGUUGUCCGUAAAGACCCAGCAGAGUAUGCUGCCGAGCAAGAAGCUGAGAAGGCCAAGAAGGCAGCGGCAAAAGCAGUCAAGGAGGAAGAAGCGAAAACGAAAGAAAAGGGAAAAGGCAAAGAGAAGGAUUCAACCGAAGAAGAGAGUGCGGCUAGUGCAACUGCCAACAACUUGUUUAAUAAGUUGGGUAUAAAUACUACUCAGUUACAACAGACAUUACAAUCUACUUUGAACGCUGCUAAGAAUAACCCGAACUUGAAAGAUUUAUCGAAUCCUGAACAAUUGAGACAGAAGUUAGCCGAGAACUUGAAGAUAUCAAGUGCGAAAGAGAAUUUACAAUUAUCAAUCCAUCAAGCUGAGAAAUUAGCUGAAGAAUAUUUGAAGAAAUCUGAAGGAUUUUUGAAAGAUGCUGAAAAAUGGGUAGAAGAUAAUGUAAAGGUCUUACCACCCGAUUCGCAACAAUCAGAAGGAGGAAAUGAUGUGAACGAACAUAUGGUCUGGGAUGGUAGUGAUUUCUACUCUUUCUCUACUUCUUCACCUGCUACCAAAACUACUUUCGAUAACAACACAGGUGCGAUGGGUAAACCAAAGUCGAAACCUAUUUCCAGUCUGGCAUUGGCGACUUCCCGAAAAGAUGCUCUGUUAAGAAGGUUAAGGGAAGAUAAGAAGCUUUUGAUGGUUGAUCCUCAAGGUGAUGAUGAGAGUGAAGAGAGAAGGAAGGAAUUCGUGGAUUGGGUUCAAGAACAUUACGAAAAUCAGAAGAAGGAUUUGAGAGAACAGGAGGAAGGGAACGCAGGUGGGAUAAGAAUGGAAUUGGUUCCCGAACAUCUUACGGAUGAGCAAUUCUGGCAAAGAUACUUGUUCCACAAACAUAUGAUCGAAGGUGAAGAGCAGAAAAGGAAGGCUUUACUUCAGGCCACUACGCAAGAGGAAGAAACAGACGAUUUCAACUGGGACGACGAACCUGAAGAAUCACCCGUUACAGCUUCAGCUUCAGCUUCAGUUCCCGCUGCUACUAACGAUACAGCAGAAGUCACACCUAAGAUCGAAAAUGACGGUAAAAUACCUUCAUCAUUACCUAAAUCCAUCACUUCCACGUCGACCAGUCCAAGAGAUUCCGAAGAGAGUUACGAUGUAGUCAGUGAUCAAGGUAAUGUAGCUGGUAAGAAACCUGCUGUUGAGCCUGCGACUACAGGUACGACGGCUCCUGUGAAUGAGGAUGAUGAUGAUUCCGAUUGGGAGUAG